This is a messenger RNA of Brachypodium distachyon (stiff brome), 2267 nucleotides long. RefSeq names its product transmembrane and coiled-coil domain-containing protein 4. The transcript is spliced from 15 exons. The coding region runs from base 174 to 2078 and encodes 634 amino acids. The record is from RefSeq and is a predicted model, not a curated record. NCBI's taxonomy places the organism in Eukaryota, Viridiplantae, Streptophyta, Magnoliopsida, Poales, Poaceae.
UCUCUCUCUGAGAGCACAGCAUAUAAAAACCGCUGCCGGCGGCAGCGGCGCCGGCUACGCCAAGCGAAGGCGAGCAGCCCAAGGUCUCCUCUCCACAAAAAUCCCCAAACCCCAGCUGCCGACUGCCACGCGACUCGUGUGCCGCCAAAGCGCCGUCCAAGCCCAGCCGCCCCAUGGCGACGGCGCUGACGCCGACGCAGCGCUACGCGGCGGGGGCCCUGCUGGCGCUCGCGCUCCGCCAGGCGCAGAUCCACCAGUCCGUCCUCCUCGGCUCCCCCUCCGCCUCUGCCUCCGCCUCCGACGACGAGCGCGCCAGCGGCAGCAGCAGCUCCGCCGGCAGCGGAGAGGACGCCGCCGCCGACGCGGAGCUCUGGACGCACGACUCCCGCGGCCUCCUCCGCCCCGUCUUCAGGUUCCUGGAGAUCGACCCCGCGGCGUGGGCGGGGCUGGAGGAAACGGCGGCGUCGCCAGAGGCCAAGCAUCACAUCGGCGCGUUUCUGAGGAUAAUCUUCGAAGAAGAUGGCGAGAGCUCCUCACAUGAAUCCGAUCAGGAACUUGCAUUGGCAAAAGGAGUUGAUGUGAUGAUCAUGAGUCUGGCCAGUGACACUGUUGUGGAUGAAACAGUCAAAGAGGGUGAUCAAGGUGCUGUGCCUCCUGUGGACUUGCUGGGAGUCGAUAAGUUGUCAUUGGAUGAUCUUCCUGCCAACAAUCACCGUAAGAUGACGCUCUUGUUCGCGCUUCUCUCUGCUUGCGUGGCUGAUAAACCUGUAUCGCAAGAGGAAGAGGACAGGAAGUCCUCUCGCUUCAGGAAGGGUUAUGACGCCCGGCAUCGUGUUGCUCUUCGGUUACUAGCAACAUGGCUUGAUGUGAAGUGGAUCAAAAUGGAAGCUAUUGAGGUAAUGGUUGCAUGCUCUGCUAUGGCAGCAGCAAAAGAACAAGAGCAAUCAGGAGAAAAUGCAUCCCCUAAAAGCAAAUGGGAGAAAUGGAAGCGUGGAGGAAUCAUUGGUGCAGCUGCUUUGACUGGAGGAGCAUUGCUGGCUAUAACUGGGGGUUUAGCCGCUCCAGCAAUUGCUGCAGGAUUUGGUGCUCUUGCUCCAACGCUUGGCACACUUGUCCCUGUUAUUGGAGCCAGCGGAUUUGCUGCUAUGGCUACUGCUGCAGGAUCUGUUGCUGGCUCUGUGGCCGUGGCUGCAUCAUUUGGAGCUGCUGGAGCUGGCUUGACGGGGACCAAAAUGGCCAGAAGAAUUGGGAGUGUAAAAGAAUUUGAGUUCAAACCUAUUGGUGAAAACCAUAAUCAGGGUCGUCUUGCAAUUGGCAUCUUGAUUUCUGGAUUUGCUUUUGAUGAGGAGGACUAUAGUAGACCUUGGGAAGGAUGGAAGGAUAACCUAGAGAGGUACAUUCUCCAAUGGGAGUCUAAGCAUAUAAUCGCAGUGAGUACAGCAAUACAAGAUUGGUUGACAUCAAGGCUUGCUCUGGAAUUGAUGAAGCAGGGCGCGAUGAGAACAGUCUUAAGUGGCUUUCUUGCAGCAUUUGCGUGGCCUGCUACUCUGCUCGCGGCUACAGAUUUUAUUGAUAGCAAAUGGUCCGUUGCUAUUGACAGAUCAGAUAAGGCAGGGAAAAUGCUUGCUGAAGUGCUUCUAAAGGGAUUGCAAGGGAACAGGCCUGUUACCCUCGUUGGGUUUUCACUAGGGGCACGCGUCAUAUUCAAGUGUUUACAGGAGCUUGCUUUAUCAAGUGAUAACGAGGGACUUGUUGAGAGGGUUGUACUGCUAGGCGCACCAGUCUCGGUGAAAGGCGAGCGGUGGGAGCCUGCCAGAAAGAUGGUUGCUGGAAGAUUUGUGAAUGUAUACUCCAAAGACGACUGGAUCCUCGGUGUCACCUUCCGCGCAAGUCUACUAACCCAAGGAUUGGCUGGAAUCCAGGCUGUUGAUGUUCCUGGUGUUGAAAAUGUUGAUGUUACUGAGCUUGUUGAUGGCCAUUCCUCCUACCUGUCGGCGGCGCAACAGAUCCUGGAGCAUCUUGAGCUAAAUACCUAUUACCCUGUUUUUAUCCCUUUUACAGCAGUUAGCAGCAAAUAACAUACAGAUGUAACAGUCGCCUAGAGAAAAUAUGCGAGUUAAGACCUAACGAAUCCGAGAAGAAGCGUGUACAUUUUGUAUAUAGUAAACCGUAUGAGUUUUUACUGCACGCAAGUGUUGUUGCGACAAACUAGUCAGCCUCGUGCUAUAUAUAGUGUGCAAAUCUGUGUGCAGCACUUGCAUUCUGUU